This is a messenger RNA of Schizosaccharomyces cryophilus OY26, 1309 nucleotides long. Its product is annotated as 3-ketoacyl-acyl carrier protein reductase. Gene Ontology annotation, molecular function: oxidoreductase activity. The coding region runs from base 29 to 805 and encodes 258 amino acids. The transcript has a single exon. Lineage: Eukaryota; Fungi; Ascomycota; Schizosaccharomycetes; Schizosaccharomycetales; Schizosaccharomycetaceae. The record is from RefSeq and is a predicted model, not a curated record.
UCUAAACCAAACACUCUAAGGAAUAACAAUGAACAGUCUUCCCCUUCAAAACAAAGUUGCAAUCGUUACAGGAGCCUCACGAGGCAUUGGAGCAGGAAUAGCUGAGACCUUGGCGCGUCGCGGUGCCAAAGUAGCCAUCACCUUUACCUCCGACAGUAGCAUUGACGCGGUAGAACAAUUGGUGAAGAAAAUUAAGGGUUUUGGCACUUCAGCAGAUGCAAUCAAAAUUCAGGCAGAUCUACGUGAUAUUUCAAGUACUAAACAUAUUGUUGAUACCACAGUUAAAGCUUUUGGUUCCACCAUCCAUAUCCUUGUUAAUAAUGCCGGAAUCACAAAUGACCGAAUAUCGUUAGGAAGUCAUACCAUGGAAGAUUACAGAAAAAUUUUUGAUGUGAAUGUUCGUGGUGUCUUUUUUAUGACAGAAGCCGUAGUGUCUAAUCUUUCUCACGGCGAUAGGGGCAGUAUUAUUAAUAUCGGAAGUAUUGGUGGAAGAAUGGGAGUCCCUCAAAACUCUAUAUAUGGUGCAAGUAAGGCUGCUAUUGAAGGUUUUACUAGAUGUUGGGCCGCCGAAUUAGGUCCUCAUAGCCAUACCGUAAAUCAAAUUAAUCCAGGAGCUGUUGACACCGAUUUGCUGAAGGAAUAUGGAAGUGGAGGCAGACAGUUCGCAGAAAAAAUGACUCCAUUUGAAAAUCGCAUUGGAUUACCUUCGGACAUUGCUGAGGUUGUCGCUUUUCUUGCUGAAGAUAGAAGUCGAUGGAUCACUGGGCAGGUGAUCUCAGCUUCUGGCGGAUUGGCUAUGUAUUAGAUGGUUUAGAGAAAAUUAAAGUUAAAGCAGACCAUCGUAUAAGCAGUAUUCAAUCUGAUGAACUAAAUGCCGUUCUUUCACGUGUUGGAAACUUUUGAAAGAGUUUUUUAUAACGAUCGAUUCAAGCCCUUACUUCAGUAAAUAAAGGAUGUCGUAAAUGGAUUUAUUUUUGGACAUGGAGAGAUAUUCAUUUGCGAUUCUGAGGUCGUCGCUGCAGACGCUUAAUACUUAUACUCAACUGGGUUAUCUAAUAUUCAUGUAUUCAAGAAGAAUCAACUACACGAUAGAUCUUGUUAAGGAUAUUCUCUUCGAUAUCCUUUUCAUACUUAAGUUUGGAGUUUUUAAGCUCUUUUCUAAAGUUCACAGUAGAAUAAUGGUAAUUCUUCCAUAAUGCCUCUCAAUGUUUAUCCUAUUGUAAUUAUAUUUAAAAUUAAAGGUUAUUUAUUGAAAUUGAUUCGUUUAAUAAAUUUUUAUUAGUUUAAAGCCAAAACAAGAUCGGAAGAU